AUGGGAAGGCUGUCGAGGCUCCUCACCUUUGGUCUCCGCAAGUCUCCUCCUCACCUGUCGACGUCCUCCACCGACGCCGUCUCUCCCUCUCAGUUCCACUCAUCCUUCAUCCCCACGUCGCCCUACUCUCGCCGCUUCUCGCCCCCGUCCCCGCACCCUUCGCUCUCGCCUCCCACCGCGACUGCUGCGCCGCCCCCGCCGUCUCCGCUUGGGUCCUCGCCUCCUCCAGCGCGGCGCUCGUCCACGUCUCGAUCGCCUUUCGGGAGGGCCUCCUCGGCUUCUCCCUCCGGGAGCAAGUCGCCCUUCGGGGCCCGCCAGUUUGCCUCGAGGCGGGUGACUGGCGAGGAAGCAAAAGCGAGCGAUUCCAGACGCGGCAGGUUUCGCUACCCGAGCGCGCCUCCCACUUCGCAUUCCCCGCCUGGCAGCCGCGGCGCUGCGCUGCCCGUCGGCGGGGCCGCUGCAGGGGCGAUUCGGAGGUCUGCGGGCGCGGCGGGCGCUGCGCGCCUGACCUCUAGCAUUCCUUUGAAGCCCAAGUCGCUCUUCGGGCGCCGCGGCUCCGGCGCCGCGAGCGUGUCUCCGACGCGCGGACUCUGGGCCCGCAGAGACACCAUUACGGCGCAGUCCCAGCACGCCCUAGAACGACCGGGCGCGGUCCUAGAAAGGGUGCCUUUGCGUGAAGAGCCGCCGGCACCGAAAGCGGAGCCGGUCGUGAAAGGGAGGAGCGGCACCGGGGGUCUGGGGAUUGAGAGAAGGACAACUUUGCCUCCAGAGAGAGGCGGACCCGACGACAGGAUCCAGAGGAAAAGCGUCUCGUUCCAGAAGCCGGCGAGUCGGUCGCGGUCCUUGUUUGCUUGGGCUCGACGAGCCUCAGGCAACAAGACCUCGACGCUGUUUCCCGCGCAGAGAAAGACGGGGCAACAGACCGUGGAGAGAGAGGCGAGCGGGAGAGACGACGUCCACCGGUUCUUGUCGAGAGAUCUCCAGAGCUUUGGGCGCCCGGGCGAAAGGCGCGGAAGCGAAGCGAACCGAGGGUGGCGGGAAGAGAAGAAUUCGCUUUCGCGAGCGGCCACCGCGAGAGGGGGAACUGGAGACGGCGAGCCUGGCAACGCGUCCCACGUCUUUGUACACGCGAGCGAAGCGCGCAUGCGGAGUGUCUACCUCGACAAACAGGGCACGAAAGUCGUCGUCGAACAGAGACAACAGGCAACAUUCGCCCGGCGUGCGUCGACGGAGCGGAGCAACUCGUUUUCUUCUCCCUCUCCUGCGUUUCCGUCUGCCUCGACUUCUCCCGUCUCGCGUUUCCCUCCGAGUGACCCUCCCUUCCCGCCUUCUCAGGCGUCGCGGCCGCGGGGCCCCUCCUUUUCCUCUUCGGCUCGUUUCCCUGGACUCUCUGAGCCGGCGAGUGGUCUCCUCCCCUCUUCCGCGGAUCCGGCGAGUUCGGAGGAUGCGCCUGCGCGAGGGCGCUCGUCGUCAGGGAGUUUCAGCUGGAAUGGGACACCCGCUGCGCAUGGUCAGGCCCCAGCGUCUCAGACAGCGGACGAGCACGCGGGCGUGAAGCGCUCCAAGAAACGUGGGCUGACGAAGGGUUCGUCCUUUGCGUCUUCGUUUGCGUCUUCGUCGUCGCCUUUUUUCCAUCACGAGCCUGUUUCCGGCCGUCUGGACUCCAAAAGGGGAUCGCCCCUUCCGACAAGUCCGCCGUGGAGCGACGGAAGUCGGGGCUCGCCAGAGAUGACACCCGCGUCGACGGAGCCGCCUGCGUCUUCUGUCUCGCGUCGGAAGUUCGCGGCCUCCCGCUCCUCCAGCAGUCUUGGCUUCGGGAAACUUCUGGGGAACCUCUCGUCCUCGUUUUCCCGACGCAGGAACUCGACGUCGUCCAAAAGCUCCGCGUCGCCCUCCGUUGCCGCCAGUGGCUCUGUGGGGUCCGCCGCCACCGCGGGAGGCUCGAGGCCUGACGCGCCGGGCUGGGGCACGAAGGCGCGGGGUGCAAAAACGGAGACACGAGCGAGGCCGUCUCCUCCGUACGAGGCGGGACCCGGCAGAAAUGGAGGUCCGACUGAGGGGACAGACCGUGAACGCGUCGCCGGUGGGGGCGCCCGAGAGCAGGUGCUAAGUUGCUAUUCCUUCCGCGCAUCGCAGGCUGAAAAUGAGCGUAUGAGCGCAGGCGGAGAGCCGCCUCUUUCUUCCGUUCUGUCUCUGGAUUCUGACACGGCGUCCCUUCUCUCGUGCCACUCGCUUUCGUCUCGGAGUGUCUCCGCGAAACUGGACAGCAAAGCGCGUCCGCGAGGUUCGGCCGCCUCCCCUGCCGAGGGAGCCCAGCGGGCGGAACCCAAAUGCAAGGAAGCGGUGCCAGCAGCCCACCGGCGAUUCGAUGCGUGCGCUGCUCACCAGACGCCGGGGAGAGCGGAGGCCUCACUCGCUUCGUCCGCGUCUGGUGCACCCGCGCCAGGAAAGAAGCCGCCUGGAGCCGACCAGGCAGCCGCGAGUGUCGGCCGUCGCAGCGCCAGCGCGGCGCCUGGCAAGUCUGGCCACAGCUUUUCAGAGCCUCAGAUGCCGCCGCCCAAGGUUCGCCGUUCGGGUCCAGGCUCCUCGUUUGAGGCGCCGGCGGGCGCGGCGGAUUCUUCCUCGGAGCGGCUGUGGCAACAGACCGGCGGCCAGGCCUUGCGCGAAGUGGCGCACGAGUCAAACGACGCCAAGCGCGAGCUCGAAAUCUUUGCCUCGGAGUUUCUGCUCACAGAAGACGAAGAGCAGCCCCGCGAGGCCCUCCCCACACGCUACACAGAAUACUCGAACCUUCCCGGUCCGGAUGGCUCUCCAGUGUACGAGCGGCGCGCGACGGGAGACGUCGCACGUCACCACAGAAGCUUGAGCCGCAAGGCCCGCGAUCGCGGAGAUUUGGAGCACGAGGAGGCGCGGGAAGCUGCCAGAAAGAAACGCUCCCCGUCGGGCACGACCCCUCGUCGAGGCCGCACGCGAGGCGAGGUGCGGCUGCGGAGCAGCAGCAAGCGGAAGUCGAGCGUCGUCGCCGUGCGCGACGGUCGACUCGUGAGCAGUGCAGGCGCGGCGAAGGCGGCCGCCGACGAGGAAGCAUAUGAGAAGGUCGUCCGCCCCCGGGGCGGUUCGGGGCACCGCCGAAGCACAGAUGAGGGUACUGCUCAUCGCCGUCGAUCUCGGAGAAAAAGCUCGACGGCGGAUCUGUCUCGCCACGGCAGUGGAGGCCUCAGGCACGUGGAGUCGAGACGCCACGGCCAUCACGGCUCUCACGUUUUGCGGACCGAAACGUCUCCGGCAGGCUUUGCGCAUCAAACCUCCUCCGUCGAUUACGAGGUGAGUCGCCCUCCCGAUCUCUCCUUGCGCCUGCGGCGCCACCGGACUCUCCAGUCGCCUCUCCUUCACCUUCCCUCCUCGCCUUCCUUUCCCGCGCUCCCAGCCGACAGCAUGCAGUCUUCCUGGAGCGUCGGGGGGGACGGGGGCCGGCGAGGGAGAGCAGGGCAGGAGCCCCCGCUAGGCGAGGGCCUGAGGCCGAAGUUGGACGACGCGGAGCGGGCGGAGCUAAGACGAGAGUUGGCGGAACUAGAAGCUCGGGAGAGGCACCUAGAGAAGCUGCGGAAGGAUUUAAAGAGAGCGGAAUCGCGCCUCGCACGAGCAGGAGAGAGCCAGGCGCGACCAUCGCGACAGGGGACGGAGGACGUGCGCAAAGAAGCCCGGCGCCUCAGGGAGGACUCGAGAGUCUUCACCCGGCAGAGAGAUCUGCAGACGCAACUAGACGACCGCGGUGUUCUCUCUCUGUCGAGCGACGACGGGGCCGACUUGCCGUCUUCUGUCUCGGCGCAGGCCAGCCUCUCCGAAGGUGAGAGAAGACAGGCAGAGUGGGAAGAUCGCGUACGCGAGAUCGACGACACGGAUGUGCCUUUGCCGUAUCCUCGUCGGACCGGUUUUGCGUAUGAGGCUUCCCAUGGGGCAUUACCUUGUUGGUCUCGGCUUUCGUCCCACAACGCAGACGGUGUGGAGGAAGGAAAAGAGUUCUGUCACCCAGCGCCUCCGCGAUUGCUCGUGAGCGAGUCUUGGCGCGGCGCCCCUCCUCCGCCGGAAGUCUUUGAGACGUCAAACGACUCGUGGGAAAGCCCCGUGCGGCGGCGUCCAGGUCCAGGUGCGUCUGCCACAGUUGCGAUGUUGAGUGGCCUUGCGAGGUGCCGUUCCGUUCGAAUCCGCACGCAGACCCGCGGGGAAUGUGUGUCCCCCCCCGGAGCACGAGUCAGGACAGUCAGGGACGAAGCCCCAGCGCAGGGAGAUCUGCGACCAUCGUCAUCGUGUUCGUCCCUUCCCGGCUGCAUCAGGGAGGAAACGGUGGGGACCGACGCGCCGAAUCCUUUCUUUCGUGUAGAAAUGAGGCACAGCCUCUUCAGCACCUUUCGAGCCUCCGCCAUCUGCAGCCCGAGUGCCCACGGCGGCCUGGCGGCCGGGACGUCUUUGGUGGUGGACUCCGACGAAGAUGACUCGGGGAUACCCGGAUUCCUUUCAGGAACCUCAAGCGAAACUUUGAGCAAAAUAUCCUGUAUAGACGCCAGUUUCGCAGACAGCGAUGACGCUCGAGAGGCGCCUUGCGUCCCGCAGCCAUCCACCGCGUCUGUCCCGUCGAGGAAGAAGACCUUGCUGCCGCCCGGCUUUUUCGGCCAGCGGUCAAAGCGGCUCACUGUGGCGGCUUCGCCGGCGCUUCCCACGAUCCAGUCUCGUGCAUCGCGGCGCCUGGUGGCCUUCGGAGCAGGCACUUUGUUUCCCUCGGGCUCUGCGUGCGGGGUUUUCGAGGUGCCUGUCAACGGCCCUUGUCGACAGUCGUCGGAAGAGACCGAGAGAACCUGCACUGCUACAGACUCGAUGUCAGAGGUGGAGAGAGAAGAAAGGGAGGACGGGAGAGUCUGUCGCCUCGCCCCGCUACCGCUGCCAGCGACGGAGGCCGAACUCGAGCACGCGUUGACUCUGGCGGUGUCCGAAGGCCCCUACGAGACCAUGGUGGGGCUGGUAAGUUCCACAGAAGCCGAGCUCGACGAGCAGCGCUUGGACCAGGAGAACACGCCGCUGCGCACAUGCAUUCGCCGUGUCCCGGUGUCUGCGUUUGCGGGGCGAGGUCGGCCGCGGAAAAACGUCCGUUUGUGUGUACGCUUUGCGGCCGAGAUUGAGGAGCUCUUGCGCAUCAAAGAAGAGGAAGAGGAAGCCCGGAAGGCGCUAGAGGGUGGCGCGGAAACGCCAGCCGCGGCGAAGGACUCGAACGACUUCGACUGGAACCAAACGUGGAACGGAGGAUCCACUGCGUCCAAGCAGUCAGGGCAGGUCGACGGCAGUUCCGAGCCGCGGAGAAUGACGCUGUGUCAGCGUCUAGGGUCAGGAGGUUCGCUGAAAGCCUUCGUGACUCGCUUGCGGGCCGCUCCACAGGGCCCCAGCCAAGGGAAGCAAGAGAGAAUGGACACGGAGGCGUCGAGUGAAUCUGCUCUGGGGCAACUCCGGCAGCAGUUUGCGGCGGCCGUUCGGUUCAACGCCGCUCGCGGCGUCUCUUCGUCUCCAGAUUCGCCCCGACAGACCGACGGAGAGGCCGACAGAGACGCCAGCGACACGAGCGACUCCAGGAACUUGCACAGGGCCCAGAGAGGCGCUGCAGACACCGCAGGCGGCGUGCUGGCUGCCUUCCGGCUUGGCCGAAGAAGCGGAGAGGGGACUGAUGGAUGGGAGUCCUCCCGUGAUGCCAACCGGAAAAAGACAGAACGACGAGCCUUCUGGCUGAAGGGAAGGCUCUUGUCGAAGCGUGACGCUUGA
Molecule: messenger RNA, 5805 nt
Organism: Neospora caninum
Lineage: Eukaryota; Apicomplexa; Conoidasida; Eucoccidiorida; Sarcocystidae
Exons: 2
Coding region: 1-5805 (1934 amino acids)
Source: RefSeq, a predicted model, not a curated record